Parasteatoda tepidariorum (common house spider) is the source of this 1289-nucleotide messenger RNA. Its product is annotated as dehydrogenase/reductase SDR family member 11. Lineage: Eukaryota; Metazoa; Arthropoda; Arachnida; Araneae; Theridiidae. The record is from RefSeq and is a predicted model, not a curated record.
UAUCUCAAAAAAUAAUUUUGUCUUAUCAUGAAGCUUAAUAGGCCUAAAGUUCACUGGUAUCAACCGUUAUGCUAUAUAGAUUUCUAAAUUUUAACAAUUGUCGUUAUUUUUCCCUGGACCAUUUGAUUAGAACCGGUUACAAAAAUUCAGAAAGCUCAUUGUGUUGAAUGAGUUAAUAACUAUCGUUUACAAAGCAAGUUAUAAGCGUUGAUUUGAAGCAAAUCGUCUGCGUUUUUAAUUUCAGAUUCGAUUGAAGUUUCAUAAUGGAACGCUGGAAUGGAAGAGUAGCUUUAGUGACGGGGGCGUCAGUUGGAAUUGGGGCGGCUAUCUGUCGUCAACUUGUCAAACAUGGAAUGGUUGUGGUCGGCUGCGCAAGGAACGUCAAAAAAAUAAAUGAAAUUUCCGAAGAGGAUGGCGUAAAAAAAUCACCGGGACGAUUAAUUCCAAUGAAAUGUGAUCUCAGCAAUGAAUUAGAAAUCCUGGCGAUGUUUCAAGCAAUAAGACAAGAUGUUGGGCGACUUGAUGUUUGCAUCAACAAUGCUGGACUUAGUCACAAUGCUCCUCUUCUUAGUGGAACGACGAGUGAUUGGAAAAAUAUGCUAGAUGUUAAUAUAUUAGCUCUUUGUAUUUGCACCAGAGAAGCAGUGAAACUAAUGAAUGAGAAAGGUAUUGACGACGGCCACAUUAUUCAUAUUUCGAGUAUGGGUGGUCACAGAGUAGCUCCAGGAAUGUCUGGUAACAAUUUCUAUUGUGGUACUAAGUUUAUGGUUCGAGCAAUAACCGAAGGCCUUCGUAGAGAAGUCAAAGAAAUGAAGAGUAAAAUACGAGUAUCGAGUGUAAGUCCGGGAGUGGUGGAAACAGAAUUUUUUCCUCGUCUCCAGAAAAGUGAUCCAGCACAAGGAUGUGCUUUAUACAACUCUAUGGAAUGUCUUCAACCGGAUGAUAUUGCCGGAACAGUUGUAUACAUUCUAGGAACUCCUCCCUAUGUUGAGGUACACGAUGUUCUCGUAAGACCUCAACAGCAAGCUACGUAAUGAAGUACCAAGCUAAAGAUAUAGAUUGUAACAGCGUGUUUUAAGAAACAUAUUCCUGAUACAAAAAUAUCUGUUACCACGUAACCACUCUAAAGUAAAGGAUUUUGGCUAUCUUGAUUUAAUUGACUCUCUUGUAGUAUCCCUGAAAACAGCAGCGUUUCUUAUUUGCCUUUCUCAUUGUUACAAAAAGUCAAAUCAAUUCUCCACCAACAUCUCAUAUUGGAAAAAAUUGAAUAAAAUUUUCUUUUCUAAAAA